GACAAUUGACAUUUGUAAAUAUAACCCAAGUUUUCAAACGUGCUUUCACUUUAAAGUUUAUUAUUGUUGUGUUAUAAAUUUAUUAUAAAAUCAAAAAACAUGUCUAAAAAACGUUACAAUUGGAAAGCAAGGCAAGUUGUAGAUACUAUUGUUGAUAAUUCAUCGGCUAAAAAGAUUAAAGUAGAUUUUGGAUCUGAAGGAAAAUACGACCGCAGUAACGAACUUGUUUUACCCUCAAAAAAGCGCAAAACUAAAAUUAGAAAAGAUAAAACAGUUCCCACAAGAUUACUUUCUAAAAAACAGAAAAAACAUUUACAGAAAAUAGUAGAAAAAUCUAAUAAAAAAGUAAAUAGAAUUCAAUUGUUAAAUGAACUUCAACAAGCCCAGGCGUCAACCGAAGAAAUUUCUCAGUUAACAUCCAUAGCAACAAUUCAAACAAAGGGUCUAAAACGAUAUUUUCAAGAGGAAAUAUUCCCAGAAAAAGUUAAAUCUAAAUGUGAACCUGAAACAGUCAAUGGUUGUGUUACAACAAAUUCAAUAUCUGGUGCUAAAAGGAGGAAGUUAUUACAGAAUGAUGAAAAAAAGGAAUCUAAUGAUCCAAAUGUGGUGGGAUUUGAAAGUAGCAGUUCAGAAAUUAGUGAUGAUGAAUCAGAUGAAAAAACUGUUGAUAAAGGAGAAGUAAAGGCUGAACCUUGUUUAGAAAAUGAUACUUCAACAAUAGAAAUUAAAAAUACACAAGAAUUUAAAGAUGUGGAGAAAGAAGUACCUGUGAAAGUAAAUGAUAACAAGAAUAAUCAAAAAGAGAAAUUGGUUGAUACAAAGGAAAAAGUACCAAUACCCAGGAAACCAGCAGUGUAUGUUGAUGUAAUAAGAAAUGAAGAUAUUCAAGCUGCAAGAUUGAAAUUGCCUAUUUUAGCAGAAGAACAACAAAUUAUGGAAAUAAUUAAUGAACAUCCUAUAAUUAUUUUAGCCGGAGAAACAGGAAGUGGUAAAACUACUCAGGUUCCACAAUUUUUAUUUGAAGCUGGAUAUGCUUUGAAGAAGCAAAUUGCAAUUACUGAACCUAGAAGAGUGGCAGCUAUUUCAAUGUCUAACAGAGUGGCAAAAGAAAUGAAUCUAAGCACAAAAGAAGUUAGCUACCUUAUAAGAUUUGAAGGCAACGUUACUGAUGAAACAAAGAUCAAAUUUAUGACUGACGGUGUGUUACUAAAGGAGAUGCAAACGGAUUUUUUGCUCACAAAAUAUUCUGUAGUCAUUCUUGAUGAAGCUCAUGAAAGGUCUGUAUAUACAGAUAUAUUGGUUGGCCUUUUGUCGAGAAUAGUUCCUUUAAGGCAUAAAAAAGGGGAUCCACUAAAACUAAUAAUCAUGUCUGCCACAUUGCGUUUGGAAGAUUUUACUAAAAAUCAACGACUGUUUAAAGAAACACCUCCAGUAAUUAAAGUUGAAGCCCGACAGUUUCCGGUUACAUGCCAUUUUAAUAAAAGAACAUAUGAGAACUAUUUGAAAGAAGCAUUCAAUAAAGCUGUUAAGAUCAAUACUAAAUUACCCGAAGGAGGGAUAUUAAUAUUUGUGACAGGUCAGCAAGAAGUUAAUUCUUUGGUGAGAAAGUUGAGGAAAGCUUUUCCAUUGAGACAUAAAGAGAAAAUCCUUGAGAAAAAUGAGAAGCUCAAAAGUUCAGCAGGCGAAGAUGACCUAAGUGAUAAUGAACACAUUGAAUUAGGUAUGAAAAGAGCUCUAAAUAAAAAGAAAAAAAUAAAAAUCAUCCCAGAAAUUAAUUUAGACGAUUAUAGUAUACCUGGAGAUAACGAAAUUAUGUCUGAUGAAGAAUUUUCUGACAUUGAAGAUGAUGACGAUGAUGAUAUUGAUGUAACAAUGAUAACAAACGCUCAGCCUUUAUGGACAAUCCCUCUCUAUUCGCUCCUUCCAUCCUAUAAACAACAAAAGGUUUUUGAUGAUCCUCCACCUGGAUGUAGGCUCUGUGUCGUUAGUACAAAUGUCGCAGAAACAUCUCUAACUAUUCCGAAUAUAAAAUAUGUGAUAGAUACUGGAAAAACAAAAGUCAAAUUGUAUGAUAAAGUGACUGGCGUAACAAGUUAUGUUGUUACUUGGACUAGCAAAGCAUCUUCAAAUCAGAGAGCUGGGAGAGCAGGAAGAUUAGGCCCCGGACAUUGUUACAGAUUGUAUUCUAGUGCAGUUUUUAAUGACGAAUUUCAAGACUUUUCUGUACCCGAAAUUCAACAAAAACCAGUGGAUGACUUGUAUCUACAAAUGAAAUGUAUGAACAUAGACAAAGUGGUUAAUUUUCCCUUUCCUACAGCUCCCGAUUUAUUGCAAUUGAAAACAGCAGAAUUUAGGUUAGAGACGUUAGGAGCUCUUAAAAAAGGACAAGUUACUCCUCUAGGUAGAGCCAUUUCAAAAUUUCCGGUAUUGCCAAGGUUUGGAAAAAUGUUGGCACUGAGCCACCAACAAGAUUUAUUGCCUUACACCAUAUGUAUGGUUGCAGCCCUUUCUGUACAGGAGGUAUUAUUAGAAGUACCAAUCAUGCAAAUUAGCCCCGAAGAAAGGAAAGAAAUUCGUCAGAAAUGGGCUGCGACUCGUCUAAAAUGGGCAGGACAAGGGAACUCUCUCCUUCUUGGUGAUAACAUGGUUUUGCUUCGAGCCGUAGGAGCUGCCGAAUAUGCUAACAGUGAAGGAAAACUUGAAAAAUUCUGUACAGAAAAUGGUUUGAGACACAAGGCGAUAGUAGAAAUUAGAAAAUUACGAAUUCAACUCACUAAUGAAAUUAAAAAGAAUGUUCCAGAUGCGGAUGUGAGUGUUGACCCGAAAUUGAAACCACCUACAGAUUUGCAAGCUAAACUUUUAAGACAAAUUUUGCUCGCUGGUUUAGGAGAUCAAGUUGCCAAAAAAGUCUCAAUAGAAGAAGUGAAAGAAGGCGAAGAUAAAUCAAAAUUUAAGUAUGCCUAUCAUGCUAAUAAUAUGGAAGAACCGGUAUUCUUGCAUCAAGGAUCCGUUUUAAAGAAAACUUUACCAGAAUUCGUUAUUUAUCAAGAAAUAUAUGAAACCAAUAAAAUGUAUAUGAGAGGUGUAACAGCAAUUGAACCAGAGUGGUUGGCCACUUACGUACCUAGUUUAUGCAAUUUAUCUGAACCUUUAAUGAAUCCCGAACCAAGGUAUAAUCCGGCCACGGGUAAAGUACAUUGUACUGUGAAUGGUUCAUUUGGACAACAAGCUUGGCAAUUACCUAAUAUAGAAAUAAAUUAUCCCAAAUCGAUAAACUGUUACAAAUGGUUUGCAAAAUUUUUACUCGAAGGAAAAGUAUUUCCCAAAUUGGAAAAAUAUGUGAAAAUUCUUUUGAGCCAACCGAAUAUAAUGAUAAAAAGUUGGGCCAAAUUGCAACCGAGGACUGAAACUAUUUUAAAAGCUCUAUUAUCUAAGGACUGUUGUACAAAAAACAAUUUGGAAGAAGCUUGGAAAGAAAAUCCACAAUUUUUGUUAUCUGAAUACACAAAAUGGUUGCCAGAGUCGGCGCACGCUGAAGUUGGAUUAUUUUGGCCACCGCUAGAGAGUAAAAAAUCUUUAUGAAUAUUAUUCUAUUGUAAAUAAAUAUAAUUUU
Messenger RNA from Diorhabda sublineata, 3613 nucleotides. It is a transcript of the gene kz, whose product is annotated as probable ATP-dependent RNA helicase kurz. The transcript is spliced from 13 exons. Gene Ontology annotation, biological process: maturation of SSU-rRNA from tricistronic rRNA transcript (SSU-rRNA, 5.8S rRNA, LSU-rRNA). Bases 100 to 3582 code for a protein of 1160 amino acids. Gene Ontology annotation, cellular component: nucleolus; intracellular anatomical structure. Gene Ontology annotation, molecular function: RNA binding; ATP binding. Lineage: Eukaryota; Metazoa; Arthropoda; Insecta; Coleoptera; Chrysomelidae. The record is from RefSeq and is a predicted model, not a curated record.